AUGUGCAUGCAUUGCCCGAGGGGCACCACUACGCUACACUCCGGCGCUACCGUACUCCAGGACUGCCGCGUUGAAAUAUGCAAAUCGGGCCAAUAUCUCGAGACGGAAUCAGGAAAAUGCCUGGAAUGCGGGCUGGGCGAAUAUUCGGAUAUUGAUGAUGCCAGAAGCUGCAAAAAAUGCCCAGAGGGUACAACCACUUAUAAAAAAGGUUCCACCUCCGCGUCGAAUUGCUCGUCGACAAAUCAAUGUGUUUCGGGGGCGCAUAAAUGCCAUUGGCUGGCUGUUUGCAUCGAUUUGCCGGAUGAGGAGGGGACGGCCAGGUAUGCCUGCAAAUGUCGCCCGGGUUUUAUCGGAAAUGGUUUCAAUUGCGCGGAUGCCUGCCACGGACUUUGCGAGAACGACGCGGAAUGCCUAAAGACGGGUGAUGGGCGCACGAAAUGCUUGUGUCGGGCCGGAUAUAUUGGAAAGCGUUGCGAGAAGCACCUAUUUACGCUG
Mesorhabditis spiculigera is the source of this 495-nucleotide messenger RNA. Lineage: Eukaryota; Metazoa; Nematoda; Chromadorea; Rhabditida; Rhabditidae. The record is from the annotation of a GenBank genome assembly.